AUGCUGGCAAAUCCUAGCACCGGCGCCCUGCAUGGCGGCAUUUCUCGUCCCCGAAGCUCUCCGUUUCGACUAUCCAGUAGCCACUGCUGCAAGCUCCCCGUCUCUCCAACUUGCUCCCGUUGCAUUGGUCCAAGAAAAUCAAGGUCCCGCGCCUUAUCCCUGCUUUUACCGAGAAAAGUUGCCGCAAGUUUCGGCCGCGUUAGAGCUUCCGUUCAAGACCACCAAGUCCCGGAGUCGGUUGCUUUAGACGGAGCGCAGUUUUUCCCCCAAUACGUUUCUGUAAAAAUCCCCUACGGAGACAGAGAGAUAUUGGUUGAAACAGGUCAUAUGGGAAGACAAGCUAGUGGUGCUGUGAUGGUGACUGAUGGAGAAACCGUUGUCUAUACAUCUGUAUGUUUGGAUGGUGUUCCAAGCGAGCCUUCAGAUUUUUUCCCUCUUUCUGUUCAUUAUCAAGAACGUUUUUCAGCUGCCGGUCGAACAAGUGGAGGGUUUUUCAAACGAGAGGGAAGAGCAAAAGAUCAUGAGGUCCUCACUUGCCGACUCAUUGAUAGGCCAUUACGCCCAACCAUGCCAAAGGGCUUCUACCAUGAAACUCAGAUAUUAUCAUGGGUUUUGAGCUAUGAUAGUUUGCACCCACCUGAUGUAUUGGCCGUCACCGCUGCUGGGAUAGCAAUGUCUCUGUCAGAAGUUCCAAAUACAAAGCCCAUUGCAGGAGUUCGAGUUGGUCUUAUUGACGAUAAAUUUAUAGUAAACCCCACAAACAAAGAGAUGGAGAAUUCAGUGCUAGAUUUGGUGCUGGCUGGUACAGAUAGCGCUAUCCUGAUGAUCGAGGGAUACUGCGAUUUUCUGCCAGAGGAGAAGUUGUUUGAAGCAGUAAAAAUUGGCCAGGAUGCAGUACGGUUAAUUUGCAAUGAAGUGGCGGCUUUGGAGGCAAAGUGUGGAAAACCAAAAAUGCUUGAUGCUAUAAAGUUGCCUCCUCCUGAGUUAUAUAAACAUGUGGAGGAGAUUGCUGGUAAUGAAUUAGCCGAAGUGCUACAGAUUAGUAACAAAAUACCAAGAAGGAAGGCCAUUUCAGCUUUGGAGAAAAAAGUAAUUGGUAUUCUUACAGAAGAAGGUUAUGUUACUACGAUCUUAGAUUCUGGCGCUGCAGAGUCAACAUUAGAUUUACUUGAGGAGGAAGACGAGGACGACGAAGUGAUUGUUGAUGGUGAGGUAGAUGAAGGUGACGUCCAUAUAAAGCCAAUUCCAAAGGAACUUCCUCCCCAGUUGUUUUUGGAGGGUGAUGUAAAGCUUGUAUUCAAAGAGAUCUCAUCCAAAUUCCUCCGCAAGCGAAUCGUACAGGGUGGGAAAAGGAGUGAUGGGCGAACCUCAAAUGGAAUACGUCCAAUAGAUGCAAGAUGUGGCUUACUACCCAGAGCUCAUGGGAGCGCACUAUUCACUCGUGGUGAAACACAGGCCCUGGCUGUUACUACGCUGGGUGACAGGCAAAUGGCUCAAAGAGUUGACAACCUUGUGGAUAUAGAGGAAUUUAAGAGGUUCUAUCUUCAGUAUUCAUUUCCUCCAUCAUCCGUUGGGGAAGCAGGGCGAACGGGAGCACCUAAUAGGCGAGAAAUUGGUCAUGGGAUGCUUGCAGAGAGAGCUCUUGAACCUAUAUUGCCUUCCGAAGACAUUUUCCCAUACACAGUACGAGUUGAGAGUACCAUUACCGAGAGCAAUGGUUCCUCAAGUAUGGCCUCUGUCUGCGGAGGUUGUUUGGCAUUACAAGAUGCGGGUGUUCCUGUAAAAUGCUCAAUUGCAGGCAUUGCAAUGGGCAUGGUCCUUGACACUAAAGAAUUUGGUGGUGAUGGAACACCACUAAUCCUAUCUGAUAUCACUGGAGCUGAAGAUGCAUCUGGAGAUAUGGAUUUCAAGGUUGCUGGAAAUGAGGAUGGAAUAACUGCAUUUCAGAUGGACAUAAAGGUUGGAGGAAUUCCUUUACCCGUUAUGAGAGAUGCUCUACUACAGGCAAGGGAAGGGAGGAAACGCAUUCUUGCUGAAAUGUUGAAAUGUUCUCCACCCCCUUCUAGCAAGCUGUCUAAGUAUGCACCACUCAUACAUAUUAUGAAGGUGGAUAAAGAGAAGAUUAACAUGAUAAUUGGUCCAGGUGGAAAGAAGGUGAAGAGUAUCAUUGAAGAAAGUGGUGUGGAAUCCAUUGACAUGCAAGAUAAUGGCAUUGUAAAGAUCACUGCAAAGGAUUUAUCAAGUAUAGAGAAAUCAAAAUCUAUCAUCUCUAGGCUUACAAUGGUUCCAACUAUUGGUGACAUAUUCAGGAACUGUGAGAUCAAAUCAGUUGCUCCUUACGGUGUAUUCGUCGAGAUAGCCCCAGGGCGUGAGGGACUUUGUCAUAUUAGUGAACUCACUUCAACUUAUUUGCCAAAGGCAGAAGAUGCCUUUAAGGUUGGAGACAAGGUGGAUGUUAAGCUUAUUGAGGUGAACGACAAGGGACAGCUGCGCCUUAGCCGCAAAGCUUUACUUCCUGAUCAAGCUUCAUCCGGUGAUGCAACAAAAACCAGUAACUCAGGAAAGAAGGUUCAGAAGAAGUCAGCUAGAAUCUCUGGCAAAGAUGGAGCAACUGUCAGCAAAGAACAGUCAAAGAAGAGCAGCGGAGGUGGCAGCAGCAGUCUGAUUGAAAAAAGCAAAUUAGUCAACGGAGAGGCUACGAUUGGAUAG
Linum trigynum is the source of this 2709-nucleotide messenger RNA. Lineage: Eukaryota; Viridiplantae; Streptophyta; Magnoliopsida; Malpighiales; Linaceae. The record is from the annotation of a GenBank genome assembly.